Molecule: messenger RNA, 531 nt
Organism: Mercenaria mercenaria
Lineage: Eukaryota; Metazoa; Mollusca; Bivalvia; Venerida; Veneridae
Product: cytochrome P450 2U1-like
Exons: 3
Coding region: 1-531 (176 amino acids)
Molecular function (GO): monooxygenase activity; oxidoreductase activity, acting on paired donors, with incorporation or reduction of molecular oxygen; iron ion binding
Source: RefSeq, a predicted model, not a curated record
AUGGUAGAAGAAAUCAAUGCAGUUUUAAGCAAUGGAAAGUUCUGUACUUGGGCUGAUGUGAAAAGAAUGCCAUACUGUUAUGCAGUCGUUCUUGAAACCCAAAGAUACUCUACACUUGUACCGAUUGUUAGCCAUUACUGUUCAACAAAAGAUGUAGAGUUUGAAGGAUUUACUAUACCACGUGACACAAUGGUCUGGGGAAAUAUAUGGUCUGGUCAUCAUGAUGAAUCAGCAUGGACAAAUGCAUGGAAUUUUAAUCCAGAACGAUUCCUCGAUAGUACGGGUAAUUUAUUGCCAGAGGAGGGACCUCUGCGAAAAAGACUUAUACCACUUGGAGUUGGGAAGAGAUACUGUGUUGGAAGUGAUUUUGCCAUGUCGCGAUUGUUUACAUACAUUGUAACAUUAGUGCAGCAUUUUGAUAUUCUUCCUCCAAAAGACACAGAUCUAGAUUCGGACGACCCAAAUCAUUAUACAGGUGGAGCAGUAUUACAAGUGGGAGGCUUUAUGCUUAGAGUAGAAAGAAGAAACUAA